This is a messenger RNA of Cynocephalus volans (Philippine flying lemur), 825 nucleotides long. RefSeq lists its product as uncharacterized. The record is from RefSeq and is a predicted model, not a curated record. The transcript has 5 exons. The coding region runs from base 1 to 825 and encodes 274 amino acids. NCBI's taxonomy places the organism in Eukaryota, Metazoa, Chordata, Mammalia, Dermoptera, Cynocephalidae.
AUGACUUUUCUCUGGCUCCUCCUCAGCCUCCUGCCCUUGGCAGCAGCUUUGGUCCAUCCCUGCCACACGCUGGUGGGACCCCAGCGCCUGCUGGCCACGUCCUCCGUCUCCUCCUCCUCCUCCACCCUGCUGGCCGCUCCUUCUCAGCCACCCUGGGCACUUCGGCUCACGUCUCCCACCCCUUGGCCGGCCUUGAGGACACCUCCAACCCCUGCAGAAGCCGGGGACAUCCGGGCACCUCCCCCUCCACACCCGCCUCCAGGCCUGUGGUUCUGCCUCCCGCGUGUCACCCCAUCCAUCCCUCCUGCCCACCCCCCGCCCCUCACCCCCAGCGCUUCACCCACAGGACUGGCCACAGUCGGGCUUGUGUCCUCCCAGGUGCCCCAAUCCACGCAGGCCAUGGCCAUGGUCACAGUCAGCUCAGGCCAAGCCGGGGCUGCCGGGGUGUGGCCGCCGCGCCCCUGCCCCACGUGCCCAGUGGCUGCCAGCGGGCAUCAGCGCCCUGUCUUCACCGGGUCACCAGGCUCUUCUCCGUCGCCCCCUGGAGUGCCCCGCCCUGCCUCCGGUGUCUCGGCCCCUCACUCCCCUCGGGCCACGCGGGCCUCCCGAGCUUCCUGCCACCCCGGACACCUGCCCUGGCUGUCCCCUCGGCCUAGUGAGGCCCUCCUGGCCGUGGCAUCGAUAACCAUGAUGAACAUGACAUCUCCGUCGCUGGUGGGGACGGGCCCAGCUCAGCGUGAAUGGGCAGUGGGCGGCUUGUCCCUGUCAGCCGCUCUGCACACAGCCCAAGAGAUGGCCAAAGACAUUGAACUGAGCCUCCACUGA